Messenger RNA from Ostrinia nubilalis (European corn borer), 1545 nucleotides. RefSeq names its product general transcriptional corepressor trfA-like. Lineage: Eukaryota; Metazoa; Arthropoda; Insecta; Lepidoptera; Crambidae. The record is from RefSeq and is a predicted model, not a curated record. The transcript is spliced from 3 exons. The coding region runs from base 1 to 1545 and encodes 514 amino acids.
AUGACGCGUCGCACCACGCUUGGUGUGGCGAUAUUAGUGACACUCCUGACGGAAAUUACUAGUGAAUACUGCAAUCAAGACUUUUAUGAAAAAGUAUCCUCAGAAAAUGUUACAACAGAAAACGUCACUUCAGAAAAUGCAACAUCAGAAAUUGCAACAUCAGAAAAUGCAACAUCAGAAAACUCAACUUCUGCAAAUAAUACUUCAGAGGAUGUGUCAGAAAAAAAAUCUAAGAAGGUAAAAAAAAGUGAAAACAAAAAUUCGAAAAGGGUCAAGCGGUAUCAAAAACAUAUCGGCAAAGGUUCAGUCACAUCAGAAAAUGAGACUUCAGAAAACGUGACGUCAGAAAACGUGACGUCAGAAAACGUGGCGUCAGAAAACGUGACGUCAGUAAACGUGACGUCAGUAAACUUGACGUCAGUAAACGUGACGUCAGAAAACGUGACUUCAGAAGAAUAUCUUUCUCAGAAUGUAAGUUUCAGAGCUCAACGCGCUGUAAAUAACGUGUCUUCGGAUGAUGAUGUCGAAAUAAAACAAAAUGACCACAAUGGCUCUAGAAAAAAACGAUCAAUGAAAUCUGCUUUAGAAAAUGAUCAUUAUAAUCAUAGAAGUAGGCGUUCUUCAAGUAAAAAAACUAAAAGCAAAGCUAAACCUGUGGCUUCAGAAAACGUAACCUUAGAAGAUGUCACAUCAGAAAAUAUUACAUCAGAAAACGCUACUUCAGAAAAUGCAACAUCAGAAAACUUGACGGCAGAAAAUGAAUCAUCAGAAAACUCAACUUCUGAAAAUAAUACUUCCGAGGAUGUGACCUCAGAAAAAACAUCUAAAAAGGUAAGAAAAAGUAAAAACAAAAAUUUGAAAAGAGCCAAGCAGUAUCAAAAACAUGUCGGCAAAGGUUCAGUCACUUCAGAAAAUGUUACAUCGGAGAAUGUGACCUUUGAGAAUGUGACAUCUGAGAAUGUGACGUCUGAGAAUGUGACCUCAGAGAAUGUGACCUCUGAGAAUGUGAUCUCUGAGAAUGUGACUUUCGAGAAUGUGACCUCCGCGAAUAUGACUUCCGCGAAUGUAACAUCCGCGAAUGUGACAUCUGCGAAUGUGACCUCCGCGAAUGUGACCUCCGAAAAUGUGACCUCCGAGAAUGUGAACUCUGAGAAUGUGACCUCUGAGAAUGUGACCUCUACGAAUGUGACUUCUGAGAAUGUGACCUCUGAGAAUGUCACCUCUGAAAAUGUGACCUCUGAAAAUGUAACCUCUGAGAAUGUGACCUCUGAGAACGUAACCUCCGAGAAUGUGACCUCCGAGAAUGUGACCACUGAGAAUGUGACCUCUGAAAAAGUGCCCUCUGAAAAAGAUGAAUCUAAAAAAACAAAACAAAUUGAAAAGCAAAAAUUAAAAUCUUCGGAAAACGAUAAACAACCUGAAAAAGAGGCAAAGAAGGAGGACAAACAAAAAUUUAAACAAGCAAAGCAAAUUGUAAAAAGCUCAAUUAAGACUUCGGAGAACGUUAAAAUAAAAAAGUCUAAGAAAAAAGGGGCGGAGCAGUAA